UCUGAUUUUUAUUUAAUAAACAUAUUUGUUUUUUUUCUUCUUUUAUUUCGUUAAUAUUUUUUGUUAGAAUGAGUUUGCCGAUUACGUGGAAUUACAUUGUUGGGCAAUAAUCGUGAGUAAAAUAAUAUAUUUUAUGUAUUUAUAUACAUUUCUAUAUUUUUUUGUUUUAAUAUUAUUUUUUGUAUAUUUGUAUGUAAGAUGUGGUAUGAUGACCAUCUUACUUGGGAACCGUCACAAUUUAACGAUGUUAAAUUCCUUCACGUAAUAAGUAGAGAAUUAUGGACACCGGAUAUCAUGGUGCACAACUCGUAGGUUGAUUUUAAUAUAUGCCAUAGUUUUAUCGUUUUAGAUUAUAUAUAUUUAUUUUUAUUUACAUUUUAUUUGUUUUUUUUUAAUCUUGCGGAUAGUGAAGUACACGAAAUACCAUUUGACAAUUGUUGGUUAACCAACACAGGUAGAGUCAAAUGUGUAUUUACAACUAAGUUUUCAGUAAGAUGUCUUAAGGAUUAUACCUGGUGGCCUUACGACGUACAAAAUUGUACCGUUCAAAUUGGUUCCUGGUCCUAUUCUAACGAGGAGAUUGAUCUUCAUGAAACCGGAGUACGAAAUAUUAUGAACGAAUUUCAAAAAAAUACGGAAUGGAAUGUGGUACAAACUAACGUUACUACCCACGUGGAACCUUCCAAAUUUGGGAUGAAUAUGACAUCUCAAAUAAUUUCUUUUAAUUUUAUCUUGAAACGACAUUAUAACGCUGUCCGUGCUAUUCACGUAUUAUUAAUUAUCAUAUUAAUAAUAAUGACGCUGACGACUCUAUGGAUGGAUCCAAAAUCUACUGAACGAAUAGUACUUGCUAAUUUAAAUUUCAUUUGUCAUUUGUUAUAUCCAGAAAUUUUUCUUUGGGAUAUGCCUGGAAUUGCUAUUGCAUCUGCGAUGUUACGUGAGUAUUUUUUCGUAUUCAUUUAUAUACAAAUAAUUUUGUUUUUAAUCGACAAAUUUAUAGAUCGAUUUUUUGUUCAUUUUUAUUUUUUCACAGUGCAACUUUAUGAAAAGUCAUUUGCUUUAGCAUGUUUUACUCUUAUCAUGACAAGUAUUUUACGACGUUUAUUAGAAUUAACUACAGAGACUCCUACAUGGAUCUCAAUGAGAAUUUCUACAAUUGUUAAGAGUAAAAUAGGACGGAUUCUUCUUAUUAGCAUUUUAGAUCCUAAAGCAUCCGCUGAAUUGGAAAUCAAAGCCGAAGAUAAUACUAAUCUUGUAAAUCUUAAGAAAAAUGAAGUAUCUUGGAAACACGUUGUGAUGCUUAUCAGUUGGAUAAAUUUUCUUUGCAUUUUUCUUGCUUACAUCAUUUUGAUUAGCAUAUAUUUUCCAACCGAAUCUUCUGGAAAUAAUAUUUAAGAUCUCAUCUGAUUAUUUACUUUUUAAUGAAUUUACAAUUGGUAGAUUACUGAUGAUUUGAUCUACUAAAAAAUUAUAUUCUACAAUAUUAUAUUUCACAAUCUUGAUACAG
Molecule: messenger RNA, 1507 nt
Organism: Polistes dominula (European paper wasp)
Lineage: Eukaryota; Metazoa; Arthropoda; Insecta; Hymenoptera; Vespidae
Gene: nAChRb2
Product: nicotinic acetylcholine receptor beta2 subunit
Biological process (GO): monoatomic ion transmembrane transport
Cellular component (GO): membrane
Molecular function (GO): extracellular ligand-gated monoatomic ion channel activity; transmembrane signaling receptor activity
Source: RefSeq, a predicted model, not a curated record